Messenger RNA from Dermacentor silvarum, 1246 nucleotides. RefSeq lists its product as uncharacterized. Gene Ontology annotation, cellular component: membrane; endoplasmic reticulum. Gene Ontology annotation, molecular function: protein-macromolecule adaptor activity. The coding region runs from base 90 to 590 and encodes 166 amino acids. Lineage: Eukaryota; Metazoa; Arthropoda; Arachnida; Ixodida; Ixodidae. The record is from RefSeq and is a predicted model, not a curated record. The transcript is spliced from 4 exons.
ACAUCGAAUGCUGUGUGCGUUUAAAAAGCCUGUCGUUGUUUAAUAUCUGGCCGGUGCAAACUGGAAUUCACAUUGAAGAGACCAAGGAAAUGACGCAUUGGCUGGUGCAUCCUCUGCGCGGCUGGCUGGCGUUCUUGUCGCUCACAAAUUUGGGCACCGGUCUUCGAUGCCUCUGGGAGGAUAACUUCCUGCAGCAAAGGAUCUUCACCAAGCUGAAAUGCGCUGACGGCAUCCCAGGAUGUCCAGAAGUGGAGAGAAUGUUCGGCUUCUGGUCGAUAUUCAACGCCCUGCUGUUUAUGCAUUGCAGCCUUUUUAUCGAAGAGCCACCUGUCUUCUCCAUGACCGUGUGCUCUCUGGCGCUCUACCUCGGCUACUUCGGCAACGAAUUGAUCAUGCAUCGAUCCAUAUCCAAUGGAGGAGCGGCUUUCUUCCCCAUCUUCUUGAGCGCACUCACGAUGACCUGGCUGCUGGUCGCCUGGAAGUUUAUCCGGGCCCCCCGUCGGGACGAUGACGCUGACGAGAACGAGCAGCUGGCCGAGCGCCUAUCCCUCCACAGCUUGCGGAGGCAGAGGAGAAGCAAGCACUCCUGACCGGCGGCGUAUGCUUUCGUGCGGGAUCCUGCGCGCUACCCGAGAUCGCGCCUCAACUCUUUGCACCGCGAUUGACGUAGCGCCUAUGCGCGGCUUAGAGCAGGCCGUUAAUUAUUCCGCGCGACGUAUACUGCUGCCGUUAGGCCUAUCGCGACGCGGACGAUAUGGCUGCCCACACGAGUCGUCAUUAUCAUCAUCAUCAUCAGCCUAUAUUUUAUGUCCACUGCAGGACGAUUAAGGCCUCUCCCUGCGAUCUCCAAUUACCCCUGUCUCGCGCUAUAGCCGAUUCUCAAUUUCCACCUGCAAAUUUCCUAAUUCCAUCACCCCACCUAGUUUUCUGCCGUCCUCGACUGCGCUUCCCUUCCCUUCACACCCAUUGUGUAACUCUAAUGGUCCACCGGUUAUUUACCAUACGGAUUACAUGGCCUGCCCAGCUCCAUUUCCUUCUAUUAACGUCAACUAGAAUGUCCGCUAUGCCCGUUUGCUCUCUGCUCCACACCGCUCUCGUCCUGUCUCUUAACUUUACGUACGCGUAACAUUUUUCGUUCCAUCGCUCUUUGCGCGUUGCUUAGCGUGCUCUCGAGCUUCUUUGUUAACCUCCAAGUUUCUGCCCCAUAUGUUAGCACUGGCAGAAUGCAAUGAUUGUACACUUUUUU